AACCCUGGCACAUUCUGAGACAGACAGACAUUCAAUUGACUGCUACUGUGCUAAAUUCAGGAUUGUCAUCUGCAUGAAUAUCACUUCUCCACGGACAUUUAGAUUCUCUCUAAAUAGCAACAGAGCGUCUGGACCCAGCUGGGGAGUGUUUUUGUCGAGCUCUGCUCUGCUGGCAAGUUGCAGAGCACAGGGAGGUAGAGAAGGAAUAAAAAAACCUUGCAUACACUUCAGCCGUGUUACUGUUGGAUUGUAUAUCCUUUUAGAUUAGCAGGCAGAUCAGAUCGACAGGCAUUCCCACGCAAUAAACCUUGCUGUCUGUCUCUCCGACAUUUGCAACAUUGUGACAAAUGGAGGGAUGCAACAAUUUCCCUCUUCACUUGAUCUGCCUGAGACUGACUUACCCCGGCGCGUAUCCUUUUGUGUCAGAGACCCAGGCGUCCUCCUCAGUCAAUCCCCCAAGAUCGACUGUGGGUUAACCCGGUGGACAGAGCCCCCUCCUUAGCCCCCCUCCCCCUGUCUGUGCCCCCAGUUUCUCUCUAUUCCUGCUUUGCUAUAGUUUCUAUUUACCUUUGCUAAACUACCCUCCUCUUUCUGCUAAGAUCUCUUUCUUUCUCCCUCUAUCUAGCUCGCUCACUCUCUUUCGCUCUCUCCCUCCCACUUCUUGCCAUCUCCCUCCCCUAGCUUCUUCAAAGCCAGCAGUGCUCUAUUCUAUGCAGGAUGCUUGCUACAUGAUCUCUCGGAACACAGCGUUCGACGCUGCUCUCUCGCUGCCUGAUGCCGGAGCUGUCUCAGAUUUUCAUCUCAAGAACGGCAGGAUGCUCCUGCACAGGGAUUGAUCCCCCCUUUUCCCUCUCGUUCUCCCCUUCCCCUCCCCUUUCCUAAUCUCCCGCCCUCUGACCCUCACCCCCGUUUCUCUUUCCCGACACCCCUUCCCAUUCUUUCUCACCCCAAGCCUCCUCUGCCCCUCUCUGCUCUUACCCCCUUGACCAUGUUGCCAUGUGUCUGCUGGCUCCAGCCUUUCCUCGUCUUGCUGUCCUCUGUCUUACGGGCUCAGGGGGAAAACUGUCCAGCUAGCUGCCUGUGCCCGGACCCCCACACUGUGGACUGCAGCGGCCGUGGACUCACCCGUCUUCCUGAUGAAAUCCCCUUGGACGUCCGCAGGCUCCUUCUAUCUGACAACUGUAUCCCCCGCAUUCCCUCUGACUUCCUAGUGCUCUACAGUGACCUGGUCUACCUGGACCUACGGAACAACUCUUUGUCCCACAUCGAGCCGGGCACCCUCAGCACCUCUUCCAGGCUGGUGUUUCUGGACUUGGGCAGCAACAACCUGACUGAGAUCCCCUCGGGGACCUUUGGGCAGUCCCGUAGCCUGAUCAAACUCCGCCUGGGCAAUAACCCCUAUCUGAGCAGGGUCAACGAGGAUGCAUUCCUGGGCCUCACCUCCCUGCGUGAACUGGAGCUGGAGCGUAACGCCCUGUCUGGCCUUCAGGUGGGGGCGCUGAGCCAGUUGCCUUCUUUACGGGUGGUGAGACUGGAGGGCAACCCUUGGGUGUGCAACUGCAACUUUGCCAACCUGUUUGGAUGGCUGGAGGAAAACAGUCAAAAGCUUCCAAAUGGAGUGGAGGGCAUGGAGUGUUCAUUACCCAUGGACGGCAGACGGGUGUCCCUGAGCCAGCUAUCACAGGACAGCUUCCGGGAGUGUCAGAUCACCCUUACCUUAACAGACUUACUCAUCAUCAUAUUUUCUGGCAUCUCUGUGUCUGUAGUGGCCAUCAUGACCAGCUUCUUCCUGGCCUCCAUUGUCCACUGUUUCCAGCGCACAAGCAAAACCACUAAGGGAGAUGAGGAGGAGAGUGAGGAGUGAGACUGACUGUGUCCCAGAGCACGCCUGACCGUGAGACCAGGCUGCUGCCCAACAUGCUGACCAACCUGCCGCCUCACACAGGUGGAGAACUGGGAGAGGAAUAGAGGGAUUGAGUGACACAUUUUGCAUUGGUUUGUGGGGUUUUCCAAAAGCCCUGAUACUGCAGAUGCUGUUCUCUCUGCAUGUGUGGAAAAUAUAUAAACAUGUCCCAAUGAGUUAUAGUCACAGAUAGAAUAGAUCAUUCUCUAUGUCUAUGGUGUUGACAGUGUGCUGUGUUUGCUCUUUAAAAACAUACUGAAUAGCUCUUUAAUACACACAAAUUCACUGGUGGUUGAUGAUUCGAUAGGAACACCAAGAUGUAGAAAAAAUAAUAAGUUUAUAAAGAGUUGCAUACUUUGCAGUUAGCUUUUCAGUGCUCAGCCUAGAUCCAAACAAAGACAUAUCCAAACAAAGACAUUAAUAUUAACAUAAAAGGAAGUAAUACAGAUUUUCAGAAAAACUAUUUACAUUUGGUUUGACAUUUUUACAUCUUACAGAGUUCAUACAGAGUCAUUAAACUGUGAUUUAUUUUUAAAUAAAGUAGCUAUAAGUAGCCGCAGGCUCUUAGAGCCCAAAAUGAAUGCACUGAGUAUUGGCUAAGUGAAAAUGUUUGUUGGAGGAUACAGUAAGUCUCAUAUUGAACCAGGGCCUUAGACUGCCAUUAUAAUCUUUGAGCGGGUCACCUAAGCGUUUUUUUGGGCCAAAACAGCGUAAAAAGUGUACUUUUCGUGAUUGAAAAACACUUUCAGUGUAAACUUAAAUGACUAAAACCAGAUAUAAAGAAUGUAAAAAAGAUAAUAAAGCUAUAUAUAUUUUUUUUUUAUAUAAACUUUGAGAACUAACAAUCACCAAAAGCUAGACAGUCAGGGAGAAUAGAACACUUCAAAAACAAUGCAUUUAGCAGCACUGAUUUUGUUAUUAUGUUAAAGCAUUAGAGCACAGCAUUAGCCAAGGCGAAAUUGAAUAGAAUUGCAGGGAAUUUGCUUUAAAUCUGCUAAGAUUUCUCUCAGCUCAAGGGAUUUUUUUAUUUGAAUUGCAGUAAAUUGGCUUAAAAAUGCUAAAAUGUCUGUACACCAUCAAGAUGGGGGCCGCUAAAAUGUUCAGCCGCACCGACGAGCCGACCGCACCCAAUGCCACUACCCGAGCUAUGUCCAGUAUAAUGGAAUGUCCUACCUUCUCAAGGAGUUCAAUAUGUUUUAUUUUGGGACUGCCUCACAGGUUAACUAGCGUUCUGCAAAAAUGGUUUUGCUGUUGCAGAAUGCAAUAUUGAUUAAGGGCAGCAGGAGGGGUAAAAGGAGUGUUCUGUGAUGGAACAUAUAAUUAAUCUGACAUAUGCAGGUAGUCUCUGAGGUCUACGGAUGGUUUUAUAUCCAGUAUAUAUCCACAGCUGUCAGUAUCAAUGGAAAUAUAGUAAACAAAAUGUUAAAAAAAUAUUUACAUCUUCCAGAUGAUACAUGUUCCCUAGAUUGAGAAUUGUGAAUUGUGUAAAAUUUCAUACAUAUAAUCUAAUAAACAAUGAUAAUUAUAGGUGUAGAACCAAAAUAGAAUUGAUGUGUCAAAUACUGCACUUUAAAUGGUGACCGUUGUAUCUGAGUUUGGCCCCUAACUCCACUAAGUGGACUAGUGUUGCCUAUAUCUGCCAAAGAUUAGGUUUAGAGGAAAUGGGCAUUAGGGACUUCCAUGUGGAUUAUGUAGUGUUCAGUGUUGUAGUCUUGGUCCUUAAUAAAAAGGAAUACACAGUAUAGCCAAAUAACAUUAAAUUGAUGUAACUGUAAAAUCACUUAUGGUCUUCAUGCAGAUUGAUAUUUGCUUUAAACCUUGAUUAACUUGCUUAGUCAAAUGUAUCAUUUAAGCUAGUUGGUUUCCCCUCACAUGGCAAGAAAAAAAUACAUUUAUAGCUCUGGAUAAAAAAAACGGUAUAUUCACGAGAGGAUGUCAAGCUGCAAAAUGCAAAAAGCAGAGCAAAGGAUAACAUCCACAGUGGAAAAAAGUACACUUGGAUUCUUUCUCUUAAAGAGAUUUUUUUGAGGAGGAAUUACAUUAUGAACAGGGCAAAAUAUCAUGUGCAGCGUUUUCGAGUGAUGUGUUUCGCAGUGGGGAAAAGAAUAAGAGAAAUGUGGCCUUAAAAGUCUCGGAAUCAAUGUACAACAUACAGUUGAUGCACAGAGAUGUCAUAUAAAAGGGAUACUUCAGAGCUCUCAGAUGCUAUCCUUGGUUGCUCAUUAUGUUCUGAAUAUUGUUAAGUGUUGGAUUUCAUCCAACAUUUUCAAUGGGAUAGUUUGAGCAAUAAAUGAACAACGAAGACGUCCUUUUCAUGGAAUAUUAUAGUUUAUAUUACAGCCCACAGAUUAUAGUUUCUCAUACCCUGAAUAUGAUGUUAUCUAGCACCAGUGUUGGAUGCAUAUCAAACAUUGGUUGUCAAUGACUACAGGGGAGACCAAGUGUAUAGAUUUUCUUGGCAACACUGCAUAGGAUGGACAGCUACAUGAAUUGCUUAUUAUUGUUUGAGAAAUGAAUAAAUGCUUCAGUUAACCUUUCAUAUGACCAUCAUACAGUAUGUGUAGCAUAACAUUGAGACAUAUAACCAUAAUGAAGACACUGAGAUAAAUACAUGUCUGUUUAUGCAGUUUCCUGUGAACAUAGCAUUGAGUAUGAAGUAACAAUAAUAGCAAUCUAUGAAUUGUCAAGCAUAUGUCAUUCACAAUAUUCAGUAUAAAGGAAAUUAAUUAUCCUGACUAAUCAUCCAUCACAGUGGGUAAUGUGACAGGUAUUGGUUUUACCAUGAAUAAGCAACAGUGUGCAAUAACAAAUAUGUCUUAAAUGAAUCCUUAGCAUAAUGGAAGUCCAGGUCCUAAAAACCACAGAAAUACACCUUGUAAGUACAGCAGAUAACUUCUAACUACUAUGUAGUUACAGUGAAAUGAUAUGACAAAUAUUUUAGUUAGCUUGGAGCAAUUUUCAGCAUGGCGUUUAUUUAAUGAAUUCGAUAAGUUAUUAAUUCAUUUAUUGUUAGAUACGAACAAAGCAUGUAACCCUAGUUUUUAUUUCUGCUUUCCAGAUUCAUAUGUAUAUUUUUCUAUUAAAGUCUAUGGGAUGCAACUCUUCUGUGUCUUCACAUAUCACAUGGGAGGUCUCCUGGCUGUCUGUGCCAGUUCACCUUGACAAUGGUUCUAUAUCCUUGAAGAACACACGUCACUGAUGGAUACUGUCGUAUGUUUUUCUUGACUUAAAAUAAGAUGAUGUCACUCCACUUUAUGUUUAAAAAGUUAAAAGUGGAAUCAAGGCCGUUAAAAACAAUUAGCAUGUUUGGAAACAUAUGGUGUGACCUUUGUGAGCUGUCUGAAUCCAUGUCAUAAAGAUAGUACCAUUGUGUUGUCAGCAUUAAAACUGUUUAAAAUCAUACAAAAGAAAGUAAAUUAGGAUUCUUCUGUAUUUCUGUUACCAGACCUGUAAGCCUUCACACGUAGGGACAUACUAUUUUGACCGGGUCAUUGCAUUAUUCUCGUAGACUGUGAAAAGGUCAUAUUGUGUCAACCACAUAAAUCAUUAACAUAUA
Molecule: messenger RNA, 5459 nt
Organism: Salvelinus fontinalis (brook trout)
Lineage: Eukaryota; Metazoa; Chordata; Actinopteri; Salmoniformes; Salmonidae
Product: leucine-rich repeat-containing protein 38-like
Exons: 2
Coding region: 989-1864 (291 amino acids)
Cellular component (GO): voltage-gated potassium channel complex
Molecular function (GO): transmembrane transporter binding; potassium channel activator activity; voltage-gated potassium channel activity
Source: RefSeq, a predicted model, not a curated record